Molecule: messenger RNA, 1539 nt
Organism: Bipolaris maydis ATCC 48331
Lineage: Eukaryota; Fungi; Ascomycota; Dothideomycetes; Pleosporales; Pleosporaceae
Product: major facilitator superfamily domain-containing protein
Biological process (GO): transmembrane transport
Cellular component (GO): membrane
Molecular function (GO): transmembrane transporter activity
Source: RefSeq, a predicted model, not a curated record
AUGUCCUCUUUCGCCGACGAGAAAGGCGAUGUUGCCGCCAUCGAACGUGUCGAGUCCGACACGUCAGCUAACGAUGCUGCUAUCGAGCGGUUUACCCCCGAGCAACAAAAGAAGAUUAUUCGCAAGGUGGACUUUCGGCUUAUCCCCACUCUCGGCUGUCUGUACUGUGUCUCGCUCAUGGACCGUACCAAUCUUGGUGUCGCCAUGGUGGCAGGCAUGGGUGUCGACCUGAAACUCACAGGCGAGCAAUACAGCAUCAUUGUCUUGCUGUUUUUCAUCUCCUAUGUUGCACUGCAGCCCCCAGCUACUGUUGUCCUGAGAAAAUGGGGUCCAAAGCUUUUUUUGCCAUCCAUCGUGGUCCUUUGGGGAAGCGUCAUGAUCGGUUUUGGUUUCGUCAAGGAAUGGACUUCUCUGAUUCCUCUUCGUCUUCUGCUAGGUGUCUUUGAAGCCGGUUGUUUUCCUGGCUCCGCGUACCUUCUUUCUUGCUGGUAUAAACGGUACGAGCUCCAAAAACGCAACACCUUCUUUUUCCUCAUCGGAAUGUUGUCUUCAGCCUUCUCCGGCAUCCUUGGCUAUCUCUUCUCCCUACUCAACGGUCAUGGUUACCAAGCAGCGGAGUGGCUCGGCCAGCACUAUGGCCCAACAAAGAAAGCGCCGAAAACUCCCGUCGGAUUCGGCCCAGGCUUGUCUGGCUGGCGUUGGAUUUUCAUACUGCAGGGGAUCAUCACCGUCGUCAUCGGUUUGAUCGGAUGGUGUUAUAUUGUUGAUUUCCCAGAGUUGGCUGCCAAAUCGAGCAAAAUUCAAAAGAACUUCCUCGAGCAGGAAGAGGUGGACUUCAUCGUUGCAAGAAUCGAGCAGGACCGUAACGAUGUCGUCGCCGAGGAAUUCAACCUCAAGAAGUACCUUGCAGGUGGCAUGGACCUCAAGGUCUGGGGCUUCGCACUAAUCUUCAUGUUUACCACUACGAUCACGUACGCUAUUGCUUACUUCCUUCCCAUCAUUCUUAAAGACGGAAUGGGUUUCAGCACUGCUGCUUCUAACUGUCUGAUUGCCCCUCCCUACGUAUUCGCUGGAUUUGUCAUGAUCGGCUUUGCGUGGGCUGGUGACAAGUACCAGAUCCGCUCUCCGUGGGUCCUUGCCAACGGUGUCCUUGCUCUUAUUGGACUGCCUAUGAUGGGCUUUAGUUCCAAUAUUGGUGUCAGAUAUUUCGGGGUCUUUCUCGCUACCGCAGCAUCCAAUGCCAACAUUCCCUGCAUUCUCACCUGGCAAGCAAACAACAUUCGUGGUCAAUGGAAGCGAGCUUUCUGUUCUGCUACCCUUAUUGGUGCCGGAGGCAUCGGCGGUAUAAUUGGUGGCACAGUUUUCAGGACCCAGGACGCUCCCAAGUACGUCCCUGGUAUUAUUGCCUGCAUGAUCUCAGCAGGCAUGAUUAUCUUUAUUACGCUUUUGAUGAACCUCAAGUUCUGGAGAGCAAACAAGAGGGCUGCCAGUGGUGGCAAGAUCAUUGAGGGGCUUGAGGGAUUCAGGUAUACCAUGUGA